AGUAGAGUCCCAUCUAAUAUAAGUAUCCAGUUGUCACCUUCUCAUUUUGUAGUCAGUCGCCUUCAUUUUCCAAUUCCAAUUUCGUUGAUAGCACGUACACGAGUCCAAAUUCGAUGAAUAAAAUGGAUUCCAGCGAAGUAACCCCCAUGGACGUCGUUGUCAUCAGCAGUGACGACGAAUCCCCGCAGCAGAAACCCCAUAAGUCAAAGACAUUGUCUGAACUUGCAGAAGAACGUUGUCUGGAUUCUUUGUCGGCUGCCGUCGAGGGCUACCAGUCUACAGCCAAUUACUGCUGUGGUGGUAGUCUUCCCAUCACGAUACCAUCCAUAGCCCAGCCCCUGUACGUUAGCUCAAAGAAGUUGGACCCCAACAAGACUCAGAACACCAUCGCUCUUCGAUGGGAUGUAUCACAAGACCAAGGCUCUGCGCGAAAGGUUGAAUUUCCUUUGGUCCAUUCGGACAGUCAGAUCCUGGCUCAAACCAUGUUCGAAGAACUUCUGAAGACGUGCGCCCCAGCUACUUUUGGACGCAACAAUGAGGACAUCCUGGAUGAAAGCUACCGAAAGGCUGGAAAGCUUGAUCGAGAGCAGUUCUCUAUUAAUUUUCAUCCUCAUGAUUACGGAAUUGUCGAUGCCAUUGCCCAGACCCUGUUGCCCCAGAUUGACGGAGCCUUUCUCAAGGAGAGAGUCGAGCAUCGUGGUUUGCUGGCUGAGCUGUACAAAGUGAACAUCUAUUCUGGACCAUCGGGGAAAUUCCGCGGUCAUGUCGACACUCCGAGAGGCCCAACUCAGUUCGGCUCGCUCGUGGUAUGUCUUCCGCAUCCACACGAAGGUGGCCAGCUCCGCGUCUCCCACAAGGGUCACUCCUCAUUCUUCGACUGGAGCAACACCGAUAGUCACGACAUCCAAUGGGCAGCCUUCUAUAGUGACUGUGAGCACGAAGUUUUUGAAGUGAAGAGCGGUCAUAGGAUUACUCUCACCUACAAUCUGUAUAUCACUGAGCAAGUCGGCGGCGUUUUGAGACGCAACCCUACUAUCGACCCAUCCCUUUUCCCAUUGUAUGAGGGAGCGAAGCAAAUGUUGUCUCAACCAAACUUCAUGAAUAAAGGUGGCAACCUCGGUUUCUAUUGUGCCUACAAAUACGCCCAUCACAGCUCCCGAGCCCACGCUCUGAUGUCAUGGGCGCUAAAGGGUGUGGAUGUUGCAAUCUACAGUGUGUUCAGCUCCCUUGGCCUGGAUGUCCGUGUCGGUCCAAUUCUCGAAAAUAACCGCCAGCUUGAGAACCUUGAAGAACAGCAAGUCGAUGAAUACUACGCUUCUGCAGACUACGAUUCGGACUCACCAGAUUACGAAAGGAAGAUUAGAGUAGGAGCUACUUUUCACAAGGUUGUUCUUGAUGCCGAUGGUGGCUAUGAUAUAGCUUACGAUAAGGUUGAGAAGAAUCUCCAUAAAAUAUGGCCCCACGACGAAUACAAAGAUGUAACGUGGCUCAACACGGCCCGUGAAGAGGAAGUGGCUAUGGUGAGUAUCGCCUAUGGCAACGAAGCAGAGCUUGAUUGGUGCUAUUCUCACGCCGCCAUUCUGGUUACCGUGCCUGCUCACAAAGACCGAGAUCAUGAGGCAAAGAAGAACAUGGAGGCUCCUGCUGUGCCAAGUCUCAUUGAUGUUGCCACAUUUUAGACGAGGGGGGCUUUCAACGCCCUUCUCUAACCAGCAGAGGAACAGGUUUAGGAGCGCUAUUUUCUUCUUCGAAACUGUGAGAUUUAGAGUAUUGUUAUUCACCACGAUCAAGAAAUAUACUUAUCAUUCACCGUCUG
Messenger RNA from Mollisia scopiformis, 1816 nucleotides. RefSeq lists its product as uncharacterized. The record is from RefSeq and is a predicted model, not a curated record. The transcript is spliced from 5 exons. Lineage: Eukaryota; Fungi; Ascomycota; Leotiomycetes; Helotiales; Mollisiaceae. Bases 114 to 1679 code for a protein of 521 amino acids.